AUGUUGUUACCUCGCUCUGAUGAUGUCCGUCAUAUGACGGACGAAAGCUCACACCUUUUCACCGGAAUCGAAGGAGAUUACCUCGGAAACAGCGUCAACAUGAAUCAUCCAGUAAAGUCAAUCGACAGCUGGUCAAGAGGAAUCCGCCGUGAUCUUCUAAUGGAACCGACCUUCGAAUCUCUUCACCCAACACUUUCACUUGAAAUGGAAUUAAGCUCAACAAUGAUCUGA
Molecule: messenger RNA, 231 nt
Organism: Protopolystoma xenopodis
Lineage: Eukaryota; Metazoa; Platyhelminthes; Monogenea; Polystomatidea; Polystomatidae
Source: the annotation of a GenBank genome assembly